This is a messenger RNA of Pelobates cultripes (western spadefoot toad), 531 nucleotides long. NCBI's taxonomy places the organism in Eukaryota, Metazoa, Chordata, Amphibia, Anura, Pelobatidae. The record is from the annotation of a GenBank genome assembly.
AUGGAAUCAGGACUACAACAGCCACAAUAUGAGGUGUGCAAGCCUCGCGUGAUUGUCUGUGCCAGCCCCCCCACAGGGCAGAUCAUGUGGCAAUCAGUGCCAGCCCCCCCCACAGGGCUGAUCAUGUGGCAGCAAUCUGUGCCACCCCCCCUCAGGGCAGAUCAUGUUGCAGCAAUCUGUGCCAGCCUCCCUCAGGGCAGAUUAUGUGGCAGCAAUCUGUGCCAGCCCCCCUCAGGGCAGAUCAUGUGGCAGCAAUCUGUGCCAGCCUCCCUCAGGGCAGAUCAUGUGGCAGCAAUCUGUGCCAGCCCCCCUCAGGGCAGAUCAUGUUGCAGCAAUCUGUGCCAGCCUCCAUCAGGGCAGAUCAUGUGGCAGCAAUCUGUGCCAGCCCCCCUCAGGGCAGAUCAUGUGGCAGCAAUCUGUGCCAGCCCCCCUCAGGGCAGAUCAUGUGGCAGCAAUCUGGGCCAUGUCCCAGUGGUGGCCUCAGCUGGCUGGAGUUAUUUCCCUGGAGUCAAUAGAUCUAGAACCCCUUGA